AUGAGUAAUAGUUGGGAUGGGGUCGGCAUGAGAUACCGUAUGGGAAUGAGUAAUGGCCGGGAUGGGGGCGGCAUGAGUUACCGUAUGGGAAUGAGUAAUGGCCGGGAUGGGGGCGGCAUGAGUUACCGUAUAGGAAAGAGUAAUGGUCGGGAUGGGGUCUUCAUGAGAUACCGUAUGGGAAUGAGUAAUGGCCGGGAUGGGGUCGGCAUGAGUUACCGUAUGGGAAUGAGUAAUGGCCGGGAUGGGGGCGGCAUGAGUUACCGUAUAGGAAAGAGUAAUGGUCGGGAUGGGGUCUUCAUGAGAUACCGUAUGGGAAUGAGUAAUGGCCGGGAUGGGGUCGGCAUGAGUUACUGUAUGGGAAUGAGUAAUGGCCGGGAUUGGGCGGCAUGA
Molecule: messenger RNA, 390 nt
Organism: Mya arenaria
Lineage: Eukaryota; Metazoa; Mollusca; Bivalvia; Myida; Myidae
Product: ctenidin-3-like
Exons: 1
Coding region: 1-390 (129 amino acids)
Source: RefSeq, a predicted model, not a curated record